This is a messenger RNA of Amoebophrya sp. A120, 776 nucleotides long. The record is from the annotation of a GenBank genome assembly. Lineage: Eukaryota; Dinophyceae; Syndiniales; Amoebophryaceae.
AAACCAGAAAAAUGACCACAGGUAACUGCUGGUAGAUAUCUUCCACCUUGCUCGUUCUUUUCCCUGCACGUUCCUUCCUGCUUGCAAUAUUUAUUGACUCAUCAAAAGAGUUUAGUUGUGCUCCCUCUCAAUUUCGGAACGGCGACACCACGCAUUAUCUCUGACUUUUCUACAAAGGAAAGUACAUUGCUGAGUUCGUGCCCUGCCACACAGCCUUAUGUAAAUACAACUUCAUUUUGUACACAGUUUGUUCGUUGCGCUACGUCUAUGUCGGGUGUGGAUCUCGAUAUUUUCAAAACUACGACACACGUUAAGAACAGGAAUCGCGUCGCAAUUUUCGACGACGCCAAGAACGAGUACUAUUUCAUGCACUCUUAUUGCUAAAAGUCCACGCCGGACUUACUUAAGUGGAGCUAGACCACAGCGAUCGGUGGCGACCAUUGCCGAUCAAAAUCAAAAUGCAACUUUCAACCGGAACUAAAACCACUCGAUACCCUGGCGCUUUGGCGCUCUGGGUAAUUUUCAUCUACGCCAGCACCUUUUCUCCUAUCAGAGUUUUGGGCCGGCGAAAACUACGCAGCGGCAACUUCUCGCCCGUGCAAGGAUCCUCUCCGGUGCACCGUUUCGCGCCUUCCUCUCCGACCCUGCGGGAGCAGCCGUAUCCGCACCUGCCCGGCGGACUGGAAGCCUUUGCGCUGGGGCCCGGCCACGGCACAACCUCUUCCACCACCUCCUCGAGAGCACGCAGUAACAAUGCCGGGUCAAACCAAACCCUG